This is a messenger RNA of Ogataea philodendri, 804 nucleotides long. RefSeq lists its product as uncharacterized. NCBI's taxonomy places the organism in Eukaryota, Fungi, Ascomycota, Pichiomycetes, Pichiales, Pichiaceae. The coding region runs from base 1 to 804 and encodes 267 amino acids. The record is from RefSeq and is a predicted model, not a curated record. The transcript has 2 exons.
AUGGAUAGGAACUUACCACCGGCUUGGUUCGUGUUGCUCGUAGACAAUUACGAAAGUGGUUGGACGCUUGGCGGAGUAAAGCUUGGAUUGCUUGGUAACUCUGUGAGGCAAUGGGAAUUGCAAGUCCUUGGUCAAGAAUUGUCUGAUGUACUGUCUCUUGACAUCGUCGGUCUUCUCCAACUCGACAACCUUCAAAAUGUGGAUAGAUCUAAAUCUGGCUCUGUGUCUAGCAGCAAGGUCGGAGUACAUGGUCUCGACAGCACCAACUCUGCUGACGUCUCUGUAUUCCUUGUACAUGUUGUGGGUUCCGGAUCUGGAGUCGUAUCUGAUCCAGAUACCGAAGUUCUUGACCUUGGUUGGGUGGGUCUCGCUGAUGAUGUUGAGGGAAACGAUCUCACCAGAGGCCUUCUUCACCUUGUGCAAUUUUUGCAAAAAGUACCAGUAUCUCGACUUGGCGACAACAUCAUUAGGAGCGAAGAUUCUCAUUCUGUACAACUUUGGCUCCGGCACGGACUCGGUAGGCAGCUUUCUGCCGAUGACCUGGUAUUCGUAAAGACGGGACAUGUUGGUCUUGUUGAAGUGUAUAAAAUUUUCAGCUUGAAAAAUUUAAUAUUUGCCAGGGUCGUCAACCCGGACGCAAAGUCACAUGACCAGGGCUGGGGCGAGGUUUUCCUAGAAAAAGAAUUUGGGGCACACCCGCACCGUCCAGACGCCUCGCACCAGGACACCCACACCGUAUGCAUCCCUAGAGAAUCACACCACAAUGCUCGUUUGUAUCGUAUGUCUCGUUUAGCACAAGCAUAA